Molecule: messenger RNA, 795 nt
Organism: Fraxinus pennsylvanica
Lineage: Eukaryota; Viridiplantae; Streptophyta; Magnoliopsida; Lamiales; Oleaceae
Source: the annotation of a GenBank genome assembly
AUGAAUAGAUUGGUGAUGAAUUUUCUAGUUACCUUCAGAAUGGAAUCUGGGACAGAGCUUAACCCCUUUAAAUUAUUCUGCAGAUCCAAUUUUGUUGGAGAGAUAGAUCUUGAAACUAUCACAGAUCGUAUUGCGGUUAAGAAGGCGGUGCAGUCUGGUCAUGUGGGGGAUGCAAUUGAAAAAAUUAAUGAUUUGAAUCCCGAGAUACUAGAUACACAUCCCCAACUAUUUUUCCAUCUCCAACUGCAAAGGUUGAUAGAAUUAAUAAGGAAUGGUAAGGUAGACGAGGCAUUGGAAUUUGCUCAAGAGGAACUUGCUCCAAGAGGAGAGGAAAAUUCCCCUUCACAGUCCUCUCACACGUGGGUGGGGCCCAUCACUCCAUGUGAAAGAGGCUGUGAAGGGGGACUCAAAGCUUUUUUAGAAGAAUUGGAGAGGACUGUUGCGUUGCUUGCUUUUGAAGAUGUUACCAGAUGUCCAGUCGAUACUAGAUACACAUCCCCAACUCUUUUUCCAUCUCCAACAGCAAAGUUUGAUAGAAUUAAUAAGGAAUGUUAUCACGAUUUCAGCAAAGCUUUUUUAGAAGAAUUGGAGAGGACUGUUGCGAUGCUUGCUUUUAAAUAUGUUACCAGAUGUCCAGUCGAUCCAAAGCUUCCAAGCUUAUUGAAGAUGCUGAUAUGGGCACAAAACCAACUUGAUGAGAAAGCUGCUUAUCCUCGAAUAAGUGAUUUAUGUACAACUGCACUUGAAGAUCCCGCCGUUUCAAAGCCGCGAACUGUACCUCGUACUUCCAGUUGA